Molecule: messenger RNA, 2091 nt
Organism: Penicillium pulvis
Lineage: Eukaryota; Fungi; Ascomycota; Eurotiomycetes; Eurotiales; Aspergillaceae
Gene: fos-1
Product: sensor histidine kinase/response regulator Fos-1/TcsA
Exons: 1
Coding region: 1-2091 (696 amino acids)
Biological process (GO): phosphorelay signal transduction system; phosphorylation
Molecular function (GO): phosphorelay sensor kinase activity
Source: RefSeq, a predicted model, not a curated record
AUGGUUUUGGACCAGCAGAUGCUCCACCUGAACCUUGACGAUCGCCGGCCCGUCAACUACGCGAUGGUUAUAACCCCGCCCGCCGAGCGCGAUUUAAAUAACAUGCAGAGCAAUGAUUCUCAAAGCAACCUAAAGAAAACGGACAAUGACGACCGCUGGGCGCAGAUUUUCCGAUACACUCCGACCCCGACGGUGAUUUUAGAUGGUUCUUUUCGGGUGGUGGGGACUUCAGAAAGCCACCAGACCCGGUUCAAGCAUACCCGAGCACAUUUGAUAGGAACAAGCAUCUACGAAAUGGCACCGGCAGAGGUCCCGGUACCUGAUAUGGCAUCUAUGAGUGGUGCUUUGGGCGCCGCGAUCGCGACAAAAGAAGCCAAAGUGAUCGAUCAUGUUUGUGUUCCGGACAGCGACUUUGAUUACUCGUUGAGAGUCACGCCGAUUUUUGACCAUGAGUUAUUAAUCAACGUGCUCCUGGAGGCACAACAGGGUCAGAAACGGGAGCAACGCGCAACCAAAAUGAGAGAACAGACUUACCUGAAUGAGACCUACAAAACCUUAAUCGACACUGUGAAGGAUUAUGCAAUUUUCAUGCUGGACACGCGGGGUCAUAUUGCCACGUGGAAUGCUGGAGCCUCCAUCCUCAAAGGCUACACUACCCAGGAAGCGAUUGGAAAGCACUUUUCCAUGUUCUACGGACUAGAUGACCGUCAAGCCGACAAGCCCGCACGGGAACUGGAGGUAUGUCUGCGCGAGGGCAAGGUGGAAGACGAAGGCUGGCGUUACCGGAAAGAUGGAGGACGUUUCUGGGCCAACGUUAUGAUCACCCCCAUCUAUCAAUUCGGCCGACAUAUUGGAUUCGUGAAGGUGACACGAGACCUGACGGAGCGCAAAGCUGCCGAAGCGCGUCUAAUUGAUGCAUUUGAGGAGUCAUCCAAGAUGAAGACCGAUUUCUUGGCAAACAUGUCACAUGAGCUGCGUACUCCGAUGAAUGGCAUGUUUUUGGCCUUGACUAUGCUCAUGAGGACUCCGUUGGCCGAAGAUCAGAUGGAGUUUGCGACUAUUUUGGAGGACUCAACCGGCUUGCUUCUGCAAGUCAUAAAUGAUGUCCUGGAUUAUUCGAAGCUAUCCGCUGGAUCCUUCUCUCUUGUCACCGAUACUCUGGAUGUCCCCAGUGUGGUCAAUGCAGUGGCCCGGAAUUGCGAGCCAUCGGUGAAAUCCGGCGUCACAUUGAAGGUCUCAAUUCCUUCCGACUUUCCCCAAAGUAUGCAAGGAGACCCGCUGCGUUUCCGCCAGAUUCUUCAAAACUUAGUCGGCAAUGCCGUCAAAUUCACCGAAAAGGGCUAUAUUCAAAUUAAUGCAUCUUACGCAAAAGAUCCAGUCGAUCCUCGAUUCUACAAGAUCUCGGUUCAAGUGGUGGAUUCUGGAAUUGGUAUUCCAGAGGAUGCGACAAACACUCUUUUCACCCCCUUCACUCGAUUUGCAGACUCGGCUGUCAAGCGAUACCAAGGAACUGGGCUAGGAUUGUCUAUUUCUAAAAGCCUAGCUGAGCUCAUGAACGGCGCGAUCGGCUUUCACCCAAAUCCGAAUGGCCCUGGCAGUGUGUUUUGGAUAUCUGCAAAGAUGGGCCACAUCGAUUCGCCGAUUCCUAAGCUGAGAGGCUUGACGUCGACGGUGAAGCCAUUCGUAUAUGAUCCGACCGAACAACUCCGAACUAUCGCACCGCAGAAGCAAAUUCUACUUGUGGAAGACAACAAGGUCAAUCAAACUAUCAUGCUCAAAUUGUUAUCCACGCUGGGCUUCGAACGUGUGGAUGCAGCUUGGGAUGGCGCUGAGGCUGUCCGCAAGGUGAAGCAAAAGCCCCUCGCUUAUAACGUCAUUCUGAUGGACAUCAAUAUGCCUGUUAUGGAUGGCUUGGUAGCUACGGAGCAGAUUCGCCAAAUGAUGAUUGAUGUUCCGAUUAUUGCACUCACGGGGAAUGCUCUCAAGGGGGACGCUGAAACGUAUCUCUCAAAGGGCAUGAAUGAUUACCUUGCAAAGCCGCUUCAUAGGCAACAGUUGGUGGACAUGCUCUGGAAAUGGUGUGGAUCUUAA